UCCUCGCGUACGCCGGGCUGUCAAAACGAGAAAUCAAAACAUUGCGCUGUUUCAUAACAUUUUCCAUGUGAAUUUCCAGCAAUUUCAAUAUUUUGUACUAAUUUUUGCAAAUAUUUCUGUUCGUUGGAGGAAAAACUUCUAAAAUGCGAAUCACAGGGGUUCUGCAGAAAAUCGGUGAUGUGUCGAAAAAGUUUUCCAAUCUCCCGGAUGCGUAUAUUAAGCGUAGCAUGGAGCAGGUUUAUUGGAAAACACCCCGCGGGAAACCACAAUACCUGCCGCGCACCGUUGAGCGUAAGCGGUAUCGUUUCACCACAAACCGGCCUUGGACGGGUCAAUUCAAGCAACAGAAUAUGCCGGGUACAAUUCGGAAAAAGGUAUUCGUCGAACCGGUCGCAAAUUGGUCGUACUUCAAGGGCGAUCGAGUUGAAGUGCUUGUAGGGAAGGAUAAGGGCAAGCAAGGCAUCGUUAGUCAGGUGUUCCAGGAGCGAAACUGGGUCAUCGUCAGCGGAUUGAACUGCCACUUGCGGAAAGUGGCGGAUGAAAAAGAUUAUCCGGGAAUAACGAUCAAAUCCGAAGCACCGCUACUUGUAACCGACCAGGUAAGGUUGGUGGACCCUUCGGAUCUGCAGGGAACGAGCAUCGAAUGGCGUUUUACUGAGGACGGCGAAAAAGUUCGAGUUUCGACACGCACCGGACGAAUUAUUCCCAUUCCAAAGGGUAACGAGGAAACGCACGACUAUAAGGCCAAGAGUUUGUACAUCGAGCGGCCAAAGGAUACGGUGGGGGAUGUGGUGAAGGAGAUUACCUUCAAGCCAUCGCUGCAGACGUUCGAGAUGGAGAUCAUGAAGGAAAUGGGCAUCGAAGAAGACAGGAUACCGACCAAGACGUACUGGUAUUAGAGAAGGUAGGCAUUAGAGAUGGUUGAAUGGAAUAGAUUGCGUUACUGAAACA
Molecule: messenger RNA, 951 nt
Organism: Aedes aegypti (yellow fever mosquito)
Lineage: Eukaryota; Metazoa; Arthropoda; Insecta; Diptera; Culicidae
Gene: mRpL24
Product: probable 39S ribosomal protein L24, mitochondrial
Exons: 2
Coding region: 144-899 (251 amino acids)
Biological process (GO): translation
Cellular component (GO): ribosome; mitochondrion
Molecular function (GO): RNA binding; structural constituent of ribosome
Source: RefSeq, a predicted model, not a curated record